AUGCUCAAGCAUCACGACAAGUUGAUUUUCGUUUAUGGUUCCUCAAUUCAUUCUUAUCUGGUGGCGAUUAUCGUGGUUGAUGUCGCACUUCUACGCAAAUAUCACACUGCGACACCAGUGCAGCAGGUGAAAGAAUCCGCCGAACCAAUAUGUUUACUGGAUGAUCGAAGCGUUCGAGAGCGCUUCUUGCUGGAUCUACGUGAAUUCGGUGCCAAUCGAGGACUGACGGGCAUCGAACAAAUUCGAAAUGCUCAUCUUACUGAAGAAGAGUUCACUGCUGAUUCGGGCCUUCUAACACCAACGCUUAAAGUGAAACGUUCGUUGUUAAUUAGUCGAUAUGCGAAAAUAUUCGAAAAACUUUACGCGGAAGAACUCUAUUGA
This is a messenger RNA of Anisakis simplex (herring worm), 381 nucleotides long. The record is from the annotation of a GenBank genome assembly. Lineage: Eukaryota; Metazoa; Nematoda; Chromadorea; Rhabditida; Anisakidae.